Nicotiana tabacum (common tobacco) is the source of this 1020-nucleotide messenger RNA. The record is from RefSeq and is a predicted model, not a curated record. NCBI's taxonomy places the organism in Eukaryota, Viridiplantae, Streptophyta, Magnoliopsida, Solanales, Solanaceae.
AUGGGAGGCGUGGGGAAGACAACUGUUGCAAGAAAAAUAUUUGACAGGAUUUCUCAUCAAUUUCAAAGGUCUUGUUUUCUUGAAAAAGUUAGAGACGAGUCAAAGAUGCGCGGGCUGAAGCACUUGCAGAAAGUGCUCCUUUCAAGAAUCUUAAAUGAAAAAUCUAUUGAAAUAACAUGUGUUUGUGAAGGAGCGAGCUUGAUAAAAAAGAAACUUUGUCUCAGGAAAGUUCUGAUUGUUUUUGAUGAUGAGAACCAAUUGGAGAAUUUAAUUGGAAUGCCUGACUUGUUUGGUGAUGGCAGUAGAAUCAUUUUAACAACUAGAGACAGUGAUUUAUUUCGUAAGCACAACCAAUUAUAUCCUGUCCCUGAAUUGCCUAAGCGUGAGGCUCUUGAACUUUUUAGUUUGCAUGCCUUUCAGAAGCCGAUUCUGGAUAAAGAGUUUCUCAAACUCUCCAAGUGUGUGGUAGAUUAUGCUAAAGGUUUACUCUUAGCUCUUAAGGUCUUGGGAUCUUUUCUCUACAAACGAAGCAUAAAUGAGUGGAGAAGUACAUUCGUUAGACUCAAAAGUACUGGAAAAAAAGAUGUUGUGGAGCAGCUCAGCUUGAAUCUAGAUGGAUUAACCCUUGAAGACAAGAAUAUAUUUCUUGAUAUUGCAUGCUUCUUUAGAGGAAAAGGGGAAGAUUAUGUGAAAGAUAUCUUAAAAAGUUUUGGUAUGAAUACAAAAAUAGGAAUAGAUAUCCUUUCCAAAAGAUCACUUUUAUAUAUUUCAGAAGGAAUGGUGGAGAUGCAUGAUUUGAUAGAACAAAUGGGUCAACAAGUGGCACGUGAUGGUGAGCGGGACAAGCCUUGGAAUCACACUAGACUAUGGCUUGAAAAAGAUAUAAAAACUAUUUUUUCUGCAAAUCAGUACACUUAUGGCAGCAUGUAUGUUUCGUAUAGUCAUCAAGGCAAACAAGUUAAUCACAUACUCAGUUUUCAUAGAUUACCAGGGGGCUUUAGGAAAUAUUUAUGGGAAUAG